Molecule: messenger RNA, 573 nt
Organism: Loa loa (African eye worm)
Lineage: Eukaryota; Metazoa; Nematoda; Chromadorea; Rhabditida; Onchocercidae
Exons: 3
Coding region: 1-573 (190 amino acids)
Source: RefSeq, a predicted model, not a curated record
AUGUUAACACGUCAUGCUAUUGAACAUAAACGAGCUAAUAAUCCAUAUCGAUGUACAAUUGAUGGAUGUUUGGAUUCAUAUGCUGAAAGACGAAAAUUAAUUACGCACUUAAAUUACAAGCAUACUGGAUUGUCUAAGAAGGAACGGGAAGUAAUGAUAAUGAAAGGUGAUGAAUUGCUCAAAAAGCUGCGUAAUAUAUCAUUGAAUGGAUCAUCAACAUAUUGUUCAAAGAUAUUACCUAUUUCUUCAUCAACUAUUGAUAUCACAGGACAAAUAAUGUCACUCUCUCCUCCUUCAUUAUCUAAACCAGAAAGAAUUUCGAUUUCAGUUAAUACUGUAGCUACUGAAGCAAGCAAUAAUCAGUCAUUGGUAUCAUUAUCACCUUCUAUCAUUGAUAUUAUAUCAACAAAUCAUAUUUUGAUGAAUACGAUCAAAAAUGUUGAAUUUAAGGGAAAUGAUGAGACAUUACUGAAAACAAACAAAUCAACGAUGCAUAAUAUUGACAUUAUGCCAUGUGUCACUACCAAUUCAACAGGUGUAAUUGUCAACUUUCUGCUUGUUUUGAAUCGUUAA